AUGCACCUCGGUCAUAUCAUAUUUGGUCUUCUUUUUGCUCUCGCUCAUUUCUCUAGUGGUGACACUCUACUCGAUCCACCUGAGGACCCCUCCGGUUUCAUAAUAUCGUUCGUUGCCUCAGACUAUUUCCCCAAAUCUAAAGGCAAUCUAAGCCUCUAUGAUGUAGAUGCCUACUAUAGCAACUACGAUGCCAAUACAACUUCAUGGCUCAAAGCACUAGAUCCCAACACUGGUGCCACAGAUGAAGACAAAGCUAAACUGCUCACUGAGGCGGCAUACGCCAAAAAGUUCGAUGAGCAGGAUUCCGACAUGGUAGAGGAUGCCCAGUCUUUGCUAGCCGCUGUUUUUGGAAAUAUAAGUGCUUCCGUGGACGUACCUGCCUUUCAGUUGAGUUCACGGCAUGCUGUGAUUUGGGAAGAUUGUAUUUCGUUCUUCGCCUGCAAGAGCGGAAAGAGGUGUGCGUUUCGUCUCAAAACAAAUCGUCGUCCACGCAAUGUUUGUGAGCAGCGAGGUGGUUCCCACUGUUGCAUCAGCUGGUCUACAUAUACAAUCAGCAGGUGGCUCUUCGCAUCUACUUGGACAUAUUGCGAUGGUCUGGUCCGUGAACAAGGGAAAACGAGCGCUUCCUGUAAGGGCUUUGGGAGCAGGAAUGAAAGAGGUAAUAUAUGCCUCAGCAACCGUGCUGGUUCCUGUACUUAG
Messenger RNA from Penicillium waksmanii, 699 nucleotides. RefSeq lists its product as uncharacterized. The transcript has a single exon. Bases 1 to 699 code for a protein of 232 amino acids. The record is from RefSeq and is a predicted model, not a curated record. NCBI's taxonomy places the organism in Eukaryota, Fungi, Ascomycota, Eurotiomycetes, Eurotiales, Aspergillaceae.